Anopheles bellator is the source of this 2208-nucleotide messenger RNA. RefSeq names its product basic helix-loop-helix domain-containing protein USF3-like. The transcript is spliced from 3 exons. Bases 1 to 2208 code for a protein of 735 amino acids. Lineage: Eukaryota; Metazoa; Arthropoda; Insecta; Diptera; Culicidae. The record is from RefSeq and is a predicted model, not a curated record.
AUGAACAGUGCACUACCAACAACGAACUCGCCAUCCAAGCCCCCCAAGUACCCGACCAUCGCAAGGUCGCACAGCUCUGUUGGUUCAGCGGUGGCGGAACUCAACGACAGCGAGGAUCUGUACCUUCCGUGCGUCGUGGGUACUAGUGGUGGCAGUGCAACCCCCCAAGGACCGGCGCAACCGUCGUCGAUCCCUCUGCAACCUGACCGUUGCUUGAGGGUGGUAUCCCCAUCGUCGGACCAGAAGCAGCAACCAAAUCGGAAGUCAUACAGCGACAUCGAACCUGCUGGCGACGGCUAUCCGAAGGAGAAAGAUGCAAAUGCCGUUGCGGUGUGGCGAGAUCCGACAGCUAAUCCGAUCCGUUCCAGUAGUAGUAGCAGUGAUGUGGUGGUGGCACUACCGGAAAAUUCCACCGUUGAUCGGCGAAUGUCGCUCAGCAGGUGGCGUGACCCAGGCGGUGGUCCCAGGGCCACCAUCCCACGUACCGCGAUACCGGCAGCCGGUGCUGCCCUGUUGAGAUCGCUGCAAUCGAGAAUCGCUGCUGGCAAUGGUGGUGGUGGUGGGUACAGCGGCAAUCCUUCAUCGGCCGAGUACUCCUACGUUUAUUGUGACCCAGUUCAGAUGCAGCAGCAGCAACAGGAGCAGCUGCAGCAUCAUCACCAUCAUCAUCACCAUCACCACCAUCAUCAUCAUCACCAUCAGCAGCAGCAGCAGCAGCGGCGGCAACAACAUCAGCAGCGGCAAGGACGGCUCUCAAACCUGAGCAGCAUUGGCAGCGCGGAUGGCGUAGCCCAGCUCCUGUCAAGUGCUCAUUCUCCGCCUGCGCUGCCAUCGUCCGAUGCAGCGUACUGUGAGCCGCUGUACGACGAGCAGCAGCGGCGAAAUCAAUCACCAUCGCCAAUACCAUUGCCACUGCCACCACCACCACCGUUGCCUUCUCAACAAUCAUCAGUGAACCGUCCCCAGCUGCCACCGCCGUCCUCCGUCCACUACCAGUCGACUGUGGUGCAACAGUCGUCGCAAUAUUAUCCACAGAAUUCGGCCCGACAGCAGCAGCAUCACUACACCUAUAAUGAACACCACCACCAUAACUACCCCCUAACAUCAAUGGGCGGUAAUGGAAAGGGGACGGCGGUGGCAUCGUCGGUAUCGAGCCGUACGAAACCGCCAGGUUCAUUGCGUGCCUUAUUUGCCAAAAUUUUCCGAAAGCCGUCCUCAUCAUCGGCGAAGAAAAGUUCGGCGGUUGUAGGAGGAGGUGCUGACAUGACGCAGGAGAACAUCUACGAGGACAUAUCGGGACUACUGAAAGCUGGCAGCGGUGGCAGCGCCAGUGCCAGGGUUAGACAGCAGCUUGCUCUUACAGACACUGCCGCCCAUCAUUCCCCUACAGCAGCAGGUAAUGGGAGCAGCAGCAGCUUGGUGUUUGGUGCGGCAACUCCGGUCGGUGCCAUUAACAGGAUCGGGACCAUCGCCCACAGCCCUUCGGCUGCAGGUCCCAGUAGUGUGUCCGGUAGCCGCAUUCGUAGGCUUCGCUCCUCCGAAGACGACAAGGAUGAUGAUGAUGAGGACGACGAGGAAGGUGGCUUUACGAUCGCCACUGAGUGGAACUGGGUGGAGAAGCAGCACGAACGCGUGAUGAGAGAGUUGAACCUCUCGGUCGAGCGACUCAUUAUGCCCACGCAAUACGAACAAAAGGUGGUCAAGAAGGGAAUUAAGGAAACCGGCGGUGUAUUGGGGCACAUGACAGUUGCCUACCAGUCGGUGGACGAUUCUAUGUGCAACCCGUACGCAAUAGAAGAGAUUCCCUCCCCCUCCCAUCGCUGGAUGGGGAAGAAGCCUGUCGAAGGUAUGGGCUCGUCGAUGAUAGUUUCGAUGCCGCCACCACAACAAUCGCCAACACCUUCGCUGCCCUCGUUGCCAGCGUUGCCAGCGUUGCCAGCGGUGGAGCGUCAUUCGCCGACGGUAUCUUACGGAAAGUCGUACGGUGACGUGGACAGCGGUAUCAGCAGCAGCAGCACCAGUGGCACCAGCUAUACGAGCAACAUCCUCUAUCGCAACAACCCAAACUACCCGCAGCAGCAACAACAACAAGGGGGGGCCGCCGCCGUCGACAUCCCGCAAGCCACCGCUUUCCGGUUAUCGCUGGCCGCACAACAGCAGCAGCGGCGGCACGAUAACACACGCACGGGGUACUUUAAGACAAAGUAG